Molecule: messenger RNA, 1200 nt
Organism: Penicillium taxi
Lineage: Eukaryota; Fungi; Ascomycota; Eurotiomycetes; Eurotiales; Aspergillaceae
Product: ATP-dependent RNA helicase eIF4A
Exons: 4
Coding region: 1-1200 (399 amino acids)
Cellular component (GO): nucleolus; catalytic step 2 spliceosome
Molecular function (GO): mRNA binding; RNA helicase activity; ATP binding
Source: RefSeq, a predicted model, not a curated record
AUGGCGGACGGAAUCGACAAAGUUGCUGAAGAGCGCAUGGAGUUCAAUACCUCCAAGGAGGUCACUGUGGCGCCGACCUUUGAAGACAUGCACUUGAAGGAAAGCCUACUCCGCGGAAUCUAUGCCUAUGGAUAUGAAUCUCCCUCGGCUGUUCAGUCUCGGGCUAUUGUUCAGAUUUGCAAAGGUCGUGAUACUAUCGCCCAGGCCCAGUCCGGUACUGGUAAAACCGCGACAUUCGCGAUCAGUACGCUGCAGGUCAUCGAUACUGUUGUACGUGAGACUCAAGCACUCGUCUUGUCUCCAACCCGCGAACUUGCAACACAAAUUCAGUCCGUCGUGAUGGCCCUCGGCGAUUACAUGAACGUUCAAUGUCACGCAUGUAUUGGUGGCACCAAUAUUGGAGAAGAUAUCCGUAAACUUGACUAUGGUCAGCACGUCGUCUCUGGAACUCCCGGUCGUGUCGCGGAUAUGAUUCGUCGCCGAAACCUGCGCACCCGGAACAUUAAGAUGCUUGUUUUGGACGAGGCGGAUGAACUUCUUAAUCGCGGUUUCCGUGAGCAGAUCUAUGAUGUUUACCGUUACCUUCCUCCGGCCACCCAAGUGGUGGUCGUUUCAGCCACCCUCCCUUACGAUGUGUUGGAUAUGACCACCAAGUUUAUGACAGAUCCUGUGCGCGUUCUUGUGAAACGUGACGAGUUGACCCUCGAAGGUAUCAAGCAAUACUUUAUUGCAGUUGAGAAGGAAGAAUGGAAGUUUGAUACCCUUUGCGACCUUUACGACACCCUGACCAUCACCCAGGCCGUGAUCUUCUGCAACACCCGCCGUAAGGUCGACUGGCUUACUGAUAAGAUGCGUGAUGCCAACUUCACUGUCGCGAGUAUGCACGGCGAAAUGCCGCAAAAGGAGCGUGAUAGCAUUAUGCAAGAUUUCCGCCAGGGUAACUCCCGUGUCCUCAUUUCUACUGAUGUCUGGGCUCGCGGUAUCGACGUUCAGCAGGUGUCUCUGGUUAUUAAUUACGAUCUUCCUACCAACCGUGAGAACUACAUCCACCGCAUUGGUCGUAGUGGUCGUUUUGGUCGCAAGGGUGUUGCCAUCAACUUUGUCACAAGUGAUGACGUUCGUAUCCUUCGCGAUAUUGAACUCUACUAUUCGACUCAAAUUGAUGAGAUGCCCCUGAAUAUUGCGGAUCUCCUCUCAUAA